Molecule: messenger RNA, 1806 nt
Organism: Electrophorus electricus (electric eel)
Lineage: Eukaryota; Metazoa; Chordata; Actinopteri; Gymnotiformes; Gymnotidae
Product: calmodulin-1
Cellular component (GO): myosin II complex
Molecular function (GO): calcium ion binding
Source: RefSeq, a predicted model, not a curated record
AGGAACACUUACAGACCACAUUCGAAGCACACUUUACCGGCGGUUAGGGCAGAGGAACACUUACAGACCACAUUCCACACACUUUACCUACAGUAAGGCGGAGGAACACUUACACCGCAUUUCACGCACACCAUUACCUACGGUUAGGGCGGAGGAACACUUACAGACCACAUUCAAAGCACACUUUACCUACGGUAGGGCGGAGGAACACUUACAGAGCAGUAGGGGUUUCUGCCGGGCGACAGCUUCUAGUAGCUGUAGUGUAGGUUGAUAAGUCAUCUCAUUCGCUGCGCUAAGAAAUGUAGGAACGAGGCAAGAAACGGAACAACCAGGAAGCCAAAGGAAAACAGACACAACAGGGAAACUAUGGAAACAGGGAUGUCAAGAGGGUGGCCAUUCAUGACAACUGGCUAGAGACUUGAACUGACCUGUAGGCUGACCAGCUCACAGAGGAGCAGAUUGCUGAGUUUAAGGAGGCUUUCUCCUUGUUUGAUAAGGACGGUGACGGUACCAUCACAACCAAAGAGCUGGGCACAGUGAUGCGUUCACUUGGUCAGAACCCCACAGAGGCAGAGCUGCAGGACAUGAUCAACGAGGUGGAUGCAGACGGUAAUGGAACCAUCGACUUCCCUGAGUUCCUGACCAUGAUGGCCAGAAAGAUGAAGGACACAGACAGUGAAGAGGAGAUCCGGGAGGCUUUUAGGGUGUUUGACAAGGACGGUAACGGCUACAUCAGUGCGGCGGAACUGCGUCAUGUGAUGACCAACUUGGGGGAGAAGUUGACAGACGAAGAGGUGGAUGAGAUGAUUCGGGAAGCUGACAUCGAUGGCGACGGACAGGUCAACUAUGAAGAGUUUGUACAAAUGAUGACGGCAAAGUGAAGCUCUCAUUUUCUCUCCUGACCACCCUUGAAGACAAAAAAUAAAUAAAUCAGUCAAAUGUUUUACUUACCUCUCGCAAAAAUAUUCAUAUAUUCAUAAACACUUCUGUAUAGAAAAGCAUUACUGAAUGUUGAAAAUGAAAAGUCCAUAUAGUGAAUAAUAAUAAUAAUAAUAAUAAUAAUAAUAAUAAUAAUAAUAAUUAUUAUUAUUAUUAUUAUUAUCAUAAAAAGCUAACAGAACUUAUGUGCAAACAAAACUGAUGUGCAUGUUCUGGGUAGGGGUCCUGUUUCUAAUGAUCAGUCAUAAACAUCGGUAUUCAGACCUAAAUCUCCAAAUAACCUUUCAAACUUUGCAAACUGCUUAACUGAAUAUUUGGCUGGGGGCAGUGUUUGAGCUGGCCACUUGUCUUUUACUUUCAGUUUAUGUUCUACAUACAACAUGACAAGGAAUUAUACAGGGCAAAUGAUGGAGGGCAGAGAGGAGUGGUGCAGUGUGGUGUAACACAUUGGGAAGAGUCAAAAUAAGACUUGAUAAAAGGGACCUUUGCAGUUUGCUUAAAUAAGAUAUUUUUAAGGAAUAUGCACUUAAAAGAUUUUAAACCAUGAUUUUAAACUUUCAGCAUGUCUGGUUAUGUAGAGUGUUUAUUUGUUUAUUCUUCUUGAGCAGGGGUCAACGAUAGGGAGUGGGGUCAGUUUUAGGUUGUAACCUUUCACCCUGUAUAGAAGAGCUUUAUUUUCAGGCACGGGUAAGCAGUUGUGUUGUUCACAUUGCUCUCCUGUUUUUAACUCACCUCUGAUCAUGAGUGCAUUGAUUAUAUUCGAGAGCAUGUGGGAGUCUCCUCAUCAUGAGUUUAGUUUACAUUCAUUCCAAGCUGUACAAGCUAAUCUUUUUUUUUUCCAAUAAAAGACCAUGACCUUGACCAUGA